UAUACAUAUAUGGUUACCAUUCAUUCAUUUGUUUGUUCUUAGUGUUAGAAAAUGAGUUCCACUAUAUAUUAACCGCUACACUAUGAAAAUGUUUCGCAAUGAAAUGUGAAAUCUGUGACAGAACUCCAGUUUAAAAGUUUUUUGGCAAAGUUGCGCGCUGACUAAAACAUUAAACUUUAAUGGAAUUCAACAUCAAAUCCACUCGGAGACAAAUUACUUUUGUAGGAAUGCCUAGUGAAAGUUGAUCAUUCUAGCGGUGUAACUAGAAUAUCUGGUAAGUAGUGCCUCAACUUUAAAGUGAAAUCAUGUGCAGAAUGAAAAUGCAUUUCUUAAUGACAGAUACCCGGUUCAUUGAGACAGGCUGUGCUGAGGACAUUUGUGUUUUACGAAUACCGUUUAAUUUUAGAUUUUCAUACUGUGGUUUACCCUCUCUGUACCAAGUUAUAAAGCUUUGAAGUAAAACAUGGUGAUUAGUAAAUUGUAAUUUAGAGGUGAUUAAAAUCACGCAAAAGGUAUUUUUGUUUUUGUGUAACUAAUGUAAUACAGCACACUCGCGUUAAUUAGUGUAAUACCACCAGAUGUGUCUUGAUGAUCAAACUUUGGAAUUACGUAAACAACAGUUUACCGGAUACUAUUAUGAAUAACACGUUUAGACAAGGAACGUAAAAAGUGUUACAGUGCGUGAUUCUAUAGCUACACUGUAUGAGCAAUUAAUUCCUGCUGCACGGGAAACGUUACCACAGUUAAAAGCUUUUUGCACGGGGAGUAUGGGAGAACGAUCGGCAAUCGCAAGCUGGUUAUGGAAGACGAUAUCUCCUGUAUUUCUGGUUCUCGGCACUGUAGGAAACCUGCUCAGUAUUGUCGUGCUGACACGGCCGGGCACGAGAAAGUCGUCCACAGCAAUAUACCUCACAGCUCUAGCUAUAACAGACUUGACAGUUUUGUAUACGGGUUUCUUGCGAUGGUGGAUGAUAUAUACGUUUGACUUAGAUAUUCGACUUUUUAAUGACGUCGGCUGUCGUUUUCACUGGUUUUCCACAUUUGUCGCACCUGAGAUAUCGUCCUGGCUCCUUGUGGCUGUUACAUGUGAAAGAAUAGCGUGCACAAUCUGGCCACAUAGAGUACGUCUGGUCUGUACCAGGAGGUCAGCUAGGUUCACUGUAUUUGCGAUCGUGCUGGUCCUGUGCGGAGGAAGUUGUCAUUUGAUAUUUGGCACGUCCCUCCGCACCGCGGAGAUAGAACCAAGUCUUAUAUCAUUGGAAAACAUGACUACUUCAGGCACUUUGAUCGGAAAUAAUCAAAGUACAAGAACUACUACUGAUCUUUAUUCCGCGAACGAAUCGGAAAGAAAUACCACAGACACGCAUGCAGUGGAAUAUAAGUUUAUUUGUGAUGCAUUCAGUGAUGAAAUGUACCGUAGCUUUUUCAGCUUCGUGUACCCUUGGAUAGAUCUGUUGUUAUAUUUCUUCAUACCGUCGGUAAUUCUUUCAGUCGGAGAGGUUUUAAUAUUGCGGAAGGUAAUGGAAAGCCGACGGCUCCGGAUACGAAUGUCGCAAAAGUCUAAUGCAUGCGUGGAAAUUACCGCAAAUAGCAGGUCAAUAAUAAUAAUGCUCCUUACUGUCAAUGCAGUAUUUAUAAUCUGCACGACACCAAUUUCAGUUUUUCUUAUUGGGAGACCGUACUGGGUAAAUUCAGAAACCGGACUUACCGAACAUCAGGAGAUAGUAUGGGCCGUUGUUAACUUACUGAUGUACCUAAAUCACACGAUAAACUUUAUCCUAUAUUUUCUUAGUGGUUCAAGAUUUAGGGAAAAAGUUUAUGAGCUAUUUAAAAAGAAACGUCCCGAUUCAUCUUUCAGUCAGGAUGCUGUCAGUGACAACGGACAACAGGGACAAACAACAGAAAACCCAUCCGUACCUUCCGGAGUUAGUCGGCCAAACCCGAACGUUUCAUUGCAGACUGAUUCUAGCAAUAUAUCAUUAGAAUCUAUCAACAGUUGUUAGUGGUUUAAAUGAUGACACUGACAUUAUCGACAGCAUGUAUUCAUAACUAUUCUCUUACACAAAUGCAUGAAAGGAAUAUACUAGCAUACAGGCGUAUGUACAUAACAAACAAUCUAUUUGUCUCAGACUAUUCUUCCAUUCUUAUCAUUUCCUGUGUUAUAAUUAUGUAUUUAUGUAAGUCAUCGUUCUAGGAAUUAAACUGUGUUUAAACUAUGUGUGUAUGCUAAAAGGCCAGUACUGGUUCUUUUUAGGAAAGGCGGCUUCGCGUGUAUCGGUACACGUUAAAGAACCAGACUGUCUAUUCGCGAUGAGCUAGGCUUAGUUAGCCGGACUGACCUAUAUCUGAAAGGAUGUUUUCUGGGGUCUUUGUCUUACUCUGCCUCUCAUGUCAAAUUGCUCUGUAACUGUACUAGUAGCGGAUGAUUUUGGCGUCCUGAGUGGCUGCCUUUGGGCUAUGUAAAGCGCCUUGGAAUGCGUUUAUUCAUGAAAAGAGCACUGUAUAAAUCUGAUAUAAUAUAAUACAUAUAAUUAAACAAUAUCUCAUGAGUCGCCAUGUAAUUGAUAUUCUUUUCGCAGGU
Mercenaria mercenaria is the source of this 2581-nucleotide messenger RNA. Its product is annotated as FMRFamide receptor-like. Gene Ontology annotation, cellular component: plasma membrane. The record is from RefSeq and is a predicted model, not a curated record. Bases 768 to 2003 code for a protein of 411 amino acids. The transcript is spliced from 3 exons. Gene Ontology annotation, biological process: G protein-coupled receptor signaling pathway. Gene Ontology annotation, molecular function: G protein-coupled receptor activity. Lineage: Eukaryota; Metazoa; Mollusca; Bivalvia; Venerida; Veneridae.